This is a messenger RNA of Talaromyces amestolkiae, 1539 nucleotides long. RefSeq lists its product as uncharacterized. The coding region runs from base 1 to 1539 and encodes 512 amino acids. NCBI's taxonomy places the organism in Eukaryota, Fungi, Ascomycota, Eurotiomycetes, Eurotiales, Trichocomaceae. The record is from RefSeq and is a predicted model, not a curated record. Gene Ontology annotation, molecular function: histone H3K79 methyltransferase activity; histone binding. Gene Ontology annotation, biological process: DNA damage checkpoint signaling; DNA repair; regulation of transcription regulatory region DNA binding. Gene Ontology annotation, cellular component: nucleus; nucleosome. The transcript has a single exon.
AUGGGUUUCUUUGACCACUUACAGAAAGGCAACGGAUUUUCGCUGCAAGCCAAAAAGCCUCAAAUCCGCAAAGUUGUCACCCAGAAAAAGCCCGUUCCCCAGUCACAGUCACGCUCGUCAUCUGCCGGAACCACCGAUUCUCACCUAUCGCCGCCAGUCAGGUCUACGCCUAUUGCGAAAAGCCGAAGUUCGAGCACCCCGUAUCGGAAUAGCGAAGUCUCCCCAAAGCAGCGACUUCGAACCACGGUUUCUCGCCGGAACCUCAAGCGGCCGUCGCCAAUCCAGCGACUCGAGAGCGAUGACGAUGAUGACGACGAAAAUGAUACGGAUACCUCCUUCGAAGUUCGCAAGCGCACGAAAUUGAGGGACAGCGUCGAACCGGAUUUGGCCCGUCGCAUAAGGUCAGCGGAAGCAUUUUCCAAGGAUGGGCCCAAGGCCCUCAAGAUGGUCCAUGCAGCAGAUAUCACCGCCGCGAAGGCCGUGGGGAAAUACAAGCCGGCAUUUGAGAAAGGGGCCGACAAGGACUUUUCUGAAAUUAGAUUACAGUACCCGAGUAUAUUGAGAGGCGAGCGAUACCAACUGGGAGUCCCGAAGGAGAAUGACGAUUUCAAGCCACUCGACGAUAUCGUUCAGGUGGUCGAAAUGGUUUCUCAGUACUAUAUCCCCGAGGAUAUGCUUGACGACUUCAACCACGAGUCCACAGGGAUUAAGAGGCGGAUUCGUCGAGCUUUUGCGCAUACCUCUGAAGACGAAUUUCGAGAAGUGAUAUCCGACUACAAUCGCCUUGUACAGAAAUAUGUAUCCGACGGGUCUAUCGCAAAGCAUCUAGACGAAACGCAUGCAUUGCAGUUACCUCUUGUGGAGCGCAUAUUGACGCAGAUCUAUUCCCGGACGGUUUCGCCCCGAGUCGACUCGCUACGUCAAUAUGAAAAUGGAACUGAUAAUGUAUAUGGAGAGCUUUUGCCUCGGUUUAUUAGCACCAUCUUCAAAGAAACGCAUCUAAAGUCCGGUCAGGUAUUUGUCGAUCUGGGAUCCGGAGUUGGCAAUGUGGUUCUACAAGCAGCACUCGAAAUCGGAUGCGAGAGCUGGGGGUGCGAAAUGAUGCCCAAUGCCUGCACUUUGGCCGACUUGCAACAAGCCGAGUUCAAGGCACGAUGUCGUCUGUGGGGAAUUACGCCGGGAAAGACUCGCCUUGUCCAGGGCGACUUUCUCACAGAACAAAGCAUUAUCGAGGUUCUCAAAAGAGCCGACGUCGUGCUCAUCAACAACCAAGCUUUCACCCCGCAACUCAACAACGAGUUAAUCAACCACUUUUUGGAUAUGAAGGAAGGCUGCAAGAUUGUCUCGCUCAAAUCCUUCGUGCCCGCUGGCCACAAGAUUACAUCGCGAAAUUUGAACUCGCCUAUCAAUCUUCUGGACGUCCGGCAACUAAAUUACUGGUCCGACUCUGUGAGUUGGACGGAUGUGGGCGGUACCUAUUUUAUCGCCAAAAAGGACAGUUCCAGAUUGAAAGCGUUUGCUGAUAGUCAGGGAUACUGA